Sebastes umbrosus (honeycomb rockfish) is the source of this 1974-nucleotide messenger RNA. Its product is annotated as protein SET-like. The record is from RefSeq and is a predicted model, not a curated record. Gene Ontology annotation, biological process: nucleosome assembly. The transcript has 8 exons. Gene Ontology annotation, molecular function: histone binding; chromatin binding. Bases 163 to 978 code for a protein of 271 amino acids. NCBI's taxonomy places the organism in Eukaryota, Metazoa, Chordata, Actinopteri, Perciformes, Sebastidae. Gene Ontology annotation, cellular component: nucleus; chromatin.
CUCCUCAUCCUCAUCAUCGUGGGGCUUCAACAAGACAAACACUCUCUCUCUCUCUCUGUGUGAGCUGGAAGUAACUUUUUACAUCCUCCAGAGAAGAGUUAUUAUAACAAACCACUCGGAAUAUAAACAUCUGGGUUCAAAGGUGUUGAAACGGAACAAACCAUGUCGGCCUCAACGGCGAAAGUGAACCGAAAGGAGAACUCAAAUCACGACGGAGCGGCGGACGAGACCUCCGAAAAAGAGCAACAGGAAGCAAUUGAACACAUCGACGAAGUACAGAAUGAAAUUGACAGACUGAACGAACAGGCAAGCGAAGAAAUUUUAAAAGUAGAGCAGAAGUACAACAAAUUACGCCAGCCCUUCUUUCAGAAGCGAUCAGAACUCAUAGCCAAAAUCCCCAACUUCUGGGUCACAACAUUCGUCAACCAUCCACAAGUUUCAGCUCUUCUGGGGGAGGAAGACGAGGAAGCACUUCAUUACUUGUCGAGGGUCGAGGUCACUGAGUUCGAGGACAUCAAGUCUGGAUAUAGAAUAGAUUUUUAUUUUGACGAGAACCCGUACUUUGAGAACAAAGCCCUCUCCAAAGAGUUUAAUGUAAACGAGAGCGGAGAUCCGGUUUCCAAAUCAACUGAAAUCAAAUGGAAAGCUGGAAAGGACCUGACGAAGCGUACAGGCCAGACGCCAAACAAAGCUGGGAAGAAAAGGCAGCACGAGGAGCCAGAGAGCUUCUUCACCUGGUUUACCGAUCACUCCGAUGCAGGAGCUGACGAGCUGGGAGAAGUGAUCAAGGACGACAUCUGGCCUAAUCCGCUGCAGUACUACUUGGUCCCUGACAUGGAGGAUGAGGAAGGUGACGGCGAUGAUGACGACGAUGAAGAGGAGGGUCUGGAAGAUAUUGAUGAGGGGGAGGAAGAGGAAGGUGAAGACGACGAUGAUGACGAUGGAGAAGAUGGAGAGGAUGACGGAGAGGAUGAUUAAACAUUUCAGCCAACAUCUUUUUCCCAGUCCUCCCUCUGUGAUGUGAUCAUCCUACAUCCCACGGGAGCAAAAAUAUUUUGUUUGUUUUGUGGGGGGGAAGGGGUUUGUAAAAAAUCAAAACAAAAAAAAUCUUUUUUCCUGUGUGUCGUCAGCCUUGUCCGUCCUCUUCCUCUGCAGCCACGGCCUAUCCGUAAUGGCAUGUCUAAAGACCGGCUCCAUACACAGCAGGUCUACAAUGGGGGUGUGGGGAGGGGGUGGGGGUGUCGGUGGCUCUCUUCUCCUGAAGUCUCACCUGUCAUUGCUUCUCAACAUCUCCCAAAGACAUGCGAAAGAAAAAAAAAACUGUAGCAUUCUGCACGUCAUCCUACGUAGAUUUGAAAUACGUACCAUAGCAAUUUCUAUGUAAAAUAUGACAGUUUCUGUUGAAGUUGUGAGUUCAAUAAAAAUAAGCCUUGGUGCAGUGAUAACUUAGUCAUAGCAUCCUUAGCAUAUAUAUACACGUACAUAUACGUGUAUAUAUAUGUAUAUAUAAUUAGUGGUGGGGGGAUACUAAGGCUUAUUAGAAGUUGCAUUUUUCUUUGUGACUUAUUGUACUAAUGGAACUGAUUGAAAGCACCAGCUUGUUCCUUUCAACCGUUGUAAAUGUUUUUGGGAUAUCCAUGUAUCUUGGUAAGACACUUGUUCAUUGUACACAGUUUAAUGGGGGAGGUGUGGUGGGGCAGCGGGGCUUUGACACCAAAUCUGGACUUCUGUUGAAUGAAAUUUUCAUUAUCUUGUUUUUCAGACACCCACAACAAGGUUUGAAAUGUACAUUUUUUAUAGAAACAACCUAAAAAAAAAAUCUAAUUUUGAGCUUGUCCUAACAUUUUGAGAUGGCAGUGAAAAAAAAUAAUUUCUGUGGAGUCUGCAGUGUUUCUCCUGUGCCACUGGAAACCUGUUCACAUUAAAUUAAGUGUACCAGUUGCUUUGUUACAAUAAAUAAAUGUAUACAUGAUG